AUGCCUAUCAACAGAAUUCUGGCGAUCCACCACCUUGGUUGGAACUUGUGUCUAGUCGCGUUGGCUGUCAUUACCAUUUUGGGCACCACUCACUACUACACUCAUCCAUUCCACGAGCAGCUAGACCAGCCUGAAGAGCUGGACAAGCCUAGGGAUGACAUGGAAUUGGUCCGUUCUGUCAUGGCAUCUGUAGUCCAGGAGUGUCAACUCCAGCCUAUGAUUGAGACUAUGGCUGAACUUCAAGCCGCGCUCAUGAACCAACGCUCGCCUUACGAUUGGGUCUUUCUCAGCAACGAAGAUCUGACAGAUGACUUCAAGGAAACAAUUUCUAAGUUCUCUAGAGGUUCCAAGGUCUUGUACCAGAUCAUCUCUGAGGACAUGAAGGCCCACCCCGGUCCUGGCCCCGAGUCGCUCAACGAUGGCAAUCACACGAACGUCAACUCAACCCGCAUUGUGACUUCACAGAUGAUCGCCAACUACGAGAUCCUUCAGGACUAUAACUGGCUGAUGAUGGUGUCUCCUGGAUCGAAAUUCCCGACUGUAUUCGAUUAUGACAUCUUCUAUGAGAUGCAGAACCGCGGAAUAGUCUACGGUUAUGGCAAGCCGGACUACAUUGAUGACGGUGAUAACCACCAUGCCGGCCCGAUUGACCAGCAGCGCUGCCAACCCGUGGAGUACCCGCAGAAUGUUGGCAGCAUUCCGUGGACGUCUGAACUCGCUGAAGUCGAUGACCUCGACGAAGCUGGCGACUUCGAUGAUGAGCAUGUCCUCGGGGGAAAGCGCAAUAAGGUCAUCUUCAACGGUACAAUGCGACUCGGCGGCCACGAGGUUCCUCUCAAUGGGGCCGACACCGACGCGGAGUCUCUUUGGUCUACGGGACUUGUCCGCGGCCUGGGCAUGCCUGGAGCCAGUUUUGAGAUCGCUUUCCUCGAUAUUUUCCGAGAUCCUUCAUACUCGGAAAUCUCCAAGGUGGUUGGUCGUAUCACUGCUGGCGCACCCGGCGUGGCGGCUCGGCGUCAGCGUACCUCUGGAGUCUUUAUCGUCCUCGACGACUCGUCGAGAAGCCUCUCUGCUCUGCAUGCCCACUAG
Scedosporium apiospermum is the source of this 1089-nucleotide messenger RNA. RefSeq lists its product as uncharacterized. The coding region runs from base 1 to 1089 and encodes 362 amino acids. Gene Ontology annotation, cellular component: membrane; Golgi apparatus. Lineage: Eukaryota; Fungi; Ascomycota; Sordariomycetes; Microascales; Microascaceae. Gene Ontology annotation, molecular function: alpha-1,2-mannosyltransferase activity. The transcript has 3 exons. Gene Ontology annotation, biological process: protein N-linked glycosylation; cell wall mannoprotein biosynthetic process. The record is from RefSeq and is a predicted model, not a curated record.